Molecule: messenger RNA, 873 nt
Organism: Prorocentrum cordatum
Lineage: Eukaryota; Dinophyceae; Prorocentrales; Prorocentraceae
Source: the annotation of a GenBank genome assembly
AGGUGGAGGACCUCUGCGGGCGGGUGCGGGCGCAGGCGGAGGCCACGAUCGCGGCUGCGGAGGCGUGGAGCGAGGUGCAGCUCGGGGGCGCGUCGGGGGGCCUGCGGCUCUUCAGCGGCCCUGCGGGCAGCACCGCCAGCUGCCUGGUGGAGGCGGUGCAGGCGGAGGUGCAGGACGCCGACCAGAUGCAGGCGGCCGCGUCCUCGCUGCUGGCGUCGCGGGUGCGCGACGAGGUCCUGGCCGUGUUGGACGAGCGGCUGCGCGAGCACGAGCUCGUUCGCGAGGACGUCCGCGAGCGCCACCGGCUGCAGAGCUCCGCCGCCGCCGCCCGGCGCGACCUCGCCUGGCUGCGGAAGGGAUCCGUCGGCUCCAGCGGCCUGAAGUCGCUCGGCAGCAGCACCCCGGACGGGCCGGUCCGGGAGGCGGAGAAACGGCUCACGGAGGCCGCGGUGCGCCUCGCCGCGCGGGACGAGCAGCUGCUGGAGAGGCUCAGCCGGCUGUCGAUGCUCAGACCCCGGGGAGGUUGCGAGAGGGCCCUGGGCCACGCUGACGCAGAUCCAGGCCGAGUUUUUUAUGUCCCAGCAGGCGAUCUACAGGUCCCUGACGGCGCCCUUCGAGGAGCUCGCCUCGGGCUGCGGGGCGGACCAGUCGGGGGCGGACGACCCAGCGAGGUAUCCAUGCGGCGGUGGGUGCCUCUCCUCGCGCGCGCGCGCGGCCCGUGCUGCGGGGCCACCGACGGGGGCGGCCUGCGGCCCUGGGGGCGUCUGCGCUCCGGCCGCGGACGUGCGCAGCUCUCCUCGCUGGGGAGCGGCCCUGGCGCCCCCCUCUGCCCGUUUCUCUCGCGCUGAGCCGCUUGUUCGCGCGCCGGACGAC